This is a messenger RNA of Paramisgurnus dabryanus, 8315 nucleotides long. It is a transcript of the gene iqsec1a, whose product is annotated as IQ motif and Sec7 domain ArfGEF 1a. The record is from RefSeq and is a predicted model, not a curated record. Gene Ontology annotation, molecular function: guanyl-nucleotide exchange factor activity. Lineage: Eukaryota; Metazoa; Chordata; Actinopteri; Cypriniformes; Cobitidae. Gene Ontology annotation, biological process: actin cytoskeleton organization; regulation of ARF protein signal transduction.
GCGAAGCCAGCAGGGUAUCGCCAGCAAACCAUUCGCAAGUUCAGUACUGAUGUUGUUGCUAGGCAACCAGCAUUCGGCAUACAUAGGUGGACAUCUCUUCAUGCAUGCGGCAGAUGAAAUGCAGUUGUAGAGGGAAAAAUCCUGCAGUAGGAAUCACCUGUGCUCUUGAAGUUCAUCCUGUGAUUCAGAACGUGCGAGUGGAUGUUUGGAUCGGAGCGGAUGGGUUGAAAUGCAUGUCGGAGACAUCGUCCUCUGUGUGUGCUGGAUUUAUAUAUGUAGACACUGGAUCUUACGGGUUGGUGCAGUGAGGGUGAAUCUCUAACUGACCUGGUUUUCAUAUCAAGGCAGCAUUAUAGCACAGAAGACAUCACUGUUGACUAUUGGACAUCUUCUAGAUUUAGGGUAUAUAAUGACGGUUCAAGCAGAAAGCUGUAAUCUUUGACUCCCAUCAGAUGUAUUACAGCCCUGCAAGAUUGCAGUCAUCUUCUCUGCUGUGUGAAUCUUUGGCUUGUAUCUCUCAGGUGAAUAUGGAGGUUGAAGGUUUUGUUCAACUCUGAAGAUGUCAAGAUUCAAAGCUUUGUGUUUAGAUUACUGGCAGUUUCUGUGUCUGCAACCCAACAGUGCAUUUUUCAAAAGUGUGGAGGGCGACGUUCAAAGCACCGAGCCCAGCUCUGCUUUCAAUAGGAGCACAGAAUGUGGCCGUGGAUGGAUGAAACACAGUUCUUCACUGAGUCCAGACCAGUUUGACAGCUCCGUGUUCGCUCACAGUAACCAGACAGGUUCACAACGGCCUCAGCGACCCAAACUACAACACUCUCAAUCUAUUCUUCGCAAGCAAGCAGAGAAGGAAGCCAUCAAACGCUCACGGUCUCUAUCUGAAAGCUAUGAGCUCUCCACUGAUCUUCAAGAUAAAAAGGUGGAAAUGCUUGAGCGCAAAUAUGGAGGCCGUUUCAUAACCCGCCACGCUGCUCGCACCAUUCAGACAGCAUUUCGCCAAUACCAAAUGAACAAGAACUUUGAACGCCUCAGGAGCUGUAUGUCAGAGAAUCGCAUGACCCGCAGGAUUCUUCUGUCCAACAUGAGGAUGCAGUUUUCAUUUGAUGCAUCUGAAAAGGCUCACAGCUCAUUUUUUGAAGGAAGGCAAAUGUCACUCAUGGAUGAUAAGAGCCAAGUUGCCACUAUGUUGCCAACCGGAGAGAAGGUUCCUGUCAUUUUGGAAGUCCCGGAAUCUCAAAGCGAUUUAACGGAUCCGAUCACAGAGCUAGAGGAUGCGUUCUCAAGGCAGGUGAAGUCACUGGCCGACUCCAUCGACGAUGCGCUGAACUGCCGUAGUCUGCUUGAGGAGGAGAUCCGACCUGAGCGAGCGGUUUUUCAGGAAAGUAUGCUGCGAGAAGACGAGCUCUCUCAUCCCCAUGAUCACCGCAAGCUGAAUGAGAUGUGUGAUGUGACGCUCUUCAUCGAUGAAGAGGAGCUCACUCCACCCAUUCACGCCUCUGCAGAGCAUUCAUCCAACAUGAAGUCUGAACAACACAACCAGUUCGUCAUCUCUUCACAAGAUUACCGGUCCACCAAAGACCACAAACCGGAUACGGAAGCUAGCUGCCGUAGCGGUCCGGCCUUCGAGCUCUGUACGAACCACUUACCGCUGCUAAACAUCGAGCCAGCCUGCAAUAGCUCAUCGGAUACGAGUGAUCACCUUAAAUACAACUCUGUCAAGCAGCAGAGUGUUCAGGAACAGACCGCAGAAGGACCGCGCUCCAAUCCCGAACACAUCUUACGUGAAUGUCCUCGAGACGACCAGCCACUCGGACACAAACGGCCGGAGAGCCACCUGGUCAACAACGGCAACCGGCAGAACAAGUCAGAAUCAGACUUUUCUGAUGGAGAUAAUGACAGUAUAAACUCUAAUGACACGAUAAACACAUCUCGAGAUAGUGUAAGAGAACAGAGUCUGAACAAACAAACGUACCACAAAGACACUCGAAACAGCUGGGACUCUCCAGCAUUCAGCAGUGACAUCACUCGCAAGAGACAGUACCGCAUCGGGCUCACCCUCUUUAAUAAAAAGCCAGAGAAGGGCAUCCAGUACCUCACAGAGCGAGGUUUCGUUCCAGACACGCCCGUGGGUGUGGCUCAUUUUCUCUUACAGAGGAAGGGCUUGAGUCGACAGAUGGUUGGUGAAUUUCUUGGGAACCGACAGAAACAAUUCAACAGAGAUGUGUUGGACUGUGUCGUGGAUGAAUUGGAUUUCUCAGGGAUGGAGUUGGAUGAAGCUCUGCGCAAAUUCCAGGCUCAGAUUCGGGUGCAGGGUGAGGCGCAAAAGGUGGAGCGUCUAAUCGAGGCGUUUAGCCAGCGUUACUGCAUCUGUAAUUCUGAUGUGGUCCGUCAGUUCAGGAACCCCGAUACCAUUUUCAUUCUGGCCUUCGCCAUCAUCCUCCUCAACACAGACAUGUACAGCCCUAAUGUCAAGCCGGAGCGUAAGAUGAAGCUGGAGGACUUUAUCAAGAAUCUAAGAGGGGUUGAUGAUGGAGAGGACAUCCCUCGUGAGAUGCUGCUGGGGAUUUAUGAACGGAUCCAAAAGAAAGAGCUGAAGACCAAUGAAGAUCACGUCUCUCAGGUUCAAAAGGUGGAGAAACUCAUCGUGGGCAAGAAACCUAUUGGAUCACUGCACCAUGGCCUUGGAUGUGUCCUGUCUCAGGCUCAUCGUAGGCUGGUGUGUUACUGUCGACUCUUUGAAGUUCCAGAUCCAAACAGGCUGCAAAAACUCGGACAGCACCAGCGGGAAAUCUUCCUUUUCAAUGACCUUCUGGUGGUUACCAAGAUCUUCCAGAAGAAGAAAAACUCAGUGACGUACAGCUUUAGACAGUCCUUCUCUCUUUACGGGAUGCAAGUGUCGCUCUUUGAGAACCAACUCUAUCCAAACGGUAUCCGGCUCACUUCAGCCAUUCCUGGUGCAGACAUCAAAGUCCUGAUCCAUUUUAAUGCUCCAAACCCUCAGGAUCGCAAGAAGUUCACCAGUGACCUGAGAGAGUCCAUCGCUGAGGUUCAAGAAAUGGAGAAAUACCGGAUAGAGUCUGAACUGGAGAAACAGAAGGGAUUGGUCAGACCCAGUAUGUCUCAAAGUAUGUCUGGAUUGAAGAAAGAGGCGAAUAAUGGGACCAUGAGCCGUACCAGUCUGGAUGACACGUAUGCCAUGGGGGAGGGCCUAAAACGGAGCACGCUCAGUAGCUCUCUGCGUGAUCUCUCUGAAGCAGGGCUUCAUCAUUAGCAGUCAUCUGAUGGUCCAGAAAGAAGCAUUCGCCCAGAACCACCCACCCCGACACACAACUGCUCUAUCCUCAUCGAUAAACGAUAAACAGGUCAAGCAGUCGGUCAUGGGCAAGGUCAUAGAGAGUCCCACUUCACACUUUAGCCUCCCAAACACAACAGUUAUUUAAUCUGUACACCCACCACUCAUAGCCGGCUCACUUUACCUCAAAUCCUUGAGUCCCUUAUCACCACAUCUAUACGCCAACACAGAUGUCUGCAUGUGAACGCCAGAGAGUGCUCUUUUACAGUGUGACCAUAGAUUCAUGACAGCACACAAGCGUUAGUUUACCCCAAUUUCUGUCCUUAACACUUAUCAGUUUUUCCUUUUACCAAACCCGAGACGUUUUGAAGAAUGUUGAUGCAAGAUUUUCUUUAAAGGGGUCAUGAAAUUUCAUUGUUACACAGCAGUUGUACAGAAAUAUUUAGCUGACUGUGUAAUAUGAAGAUAGUUCAUUUGCAAAUAUGCACUUUAUAUUAUGAUUCUGGAAGUUAGCUUAUGUUGGUUUUAAACCAGAAAUUUAAAAAAAAAAUUUUUUUAAAGAUAAUUUGUUUAUCAUUCUACUGUGUUUCAGUGGCAGUUUACUCAUCCAGAAAAUGUGUUGAAUGUCAAACUAAAAUACACAGAUUUAUUUAUUUAUUGCAAUAGGAUGUGUAAGGAAUAAUUGACAAUGGGCCGUUGAAUUAUUCGACACUAAUGCACAGCCGAGGUUGUAUUGCGGCACGACAGAAAGCGGAGUUACACUGCAAGUGUUCAUUAUUGUUGAAAAAUUCAAUAAUUCCUCUUAUACGACGACGUUAAUCACAGACAUUGCUCUGGUGGUUAUUUUAAAACAUUUGACAGGUUAGUUGUGCUUUUACAAAAAAUAAUCAACACCCGUGAAACAUUUCUCAACCAAUCAGAAUAAAGCUUACAAUAGGCUCAUGGUAUAAAUUCAGCGUUCACAUUCUCAGUAUAUAGAAAACUGUCUGAUGUGAAAUGACAUGAACAAAUGAAACGAUUCUUUAUUAAUUGCUCAAGCACUUUGUUGUAAAUAAACUAAUACUUUUAUAAUAUUUUGUUUUUGUUGAAUGGGUGUGCUCAGUUUUAUCACGCCUCAUUGAUUGAUCACAACUCGAUGACUCGAGUUAAGAGCAAAACUCAUUCACCUGUACUGUAUGUGUUUAGAGGACAGAAUCAUGACAAUCAGACUAAAGUGUGAAAGAGAGUUUGUUUUAAAGGAUGAAACUUGCAGUAGGUUUUUAUUGAAGUUUAAAGGGCACCUAUUAUGCCCAUUUUUACAUGAUGUAAUACAAGUCUCAGGUGUGCUCAGAAUGUGUCUGUGAAGUUUCAGCUCAAAAUACCCACAGAUCAUUUAUUAUAGCAUGUCCAAAAUGCAACUAUUAUGUUGCGUUUACACCAUCCACGGUAGGGGCGGCAAAAAUGCGCUAUUCACACGUAGUUGGACGCUUGAACAUUUGAGUUCACUCGCUUCAUCAGCGCGUGAAAUUCUAGGGAGGGACUUUUGCGACUUCACGGAGACUCCGCCACUCCGCUCGCUUCCUGUAAUCACGUCACUACUACAGAAGUUCAGAUUUUUCAACUAGCGCGUUUCCCGCGGCAACGCUCAAUUUGCCGCAGGAUAAUAAUCCGCAUGUAAUCGCGUCUUUGCAUUGACAUGUAAAUCACCCGCGCUUGCCGCCUCUACCGCGGCUGGUGUAAACGCAGCAUUAGGGUGGAAGCAAAAAGCGUUUUUGUGUCUGUACCUUUAAAUGCAAAUGAGCUACAGCCACUCAGUCCCUUAACAACAGACUGUGAGCACUUUCAGUUAGAAAUAGAUCUGAUUACUGUGAAUGCAAUAUGAGACAAUAGUAUCUUAAGCUGCAUUAGCUCUGCUAACGAACACAUUUAGAAAAGCUUUUGGGUAAAAUGAUCAGUGGCUAUAUUAGUGUGAUGUCACAUUGACAAGAGAAUCAAAAUAGCAUGUCUAAUUCUGCGUUUACACCAGCCGCGGUAGAGGGUCAAGCGCGAGUGAUUUCAAUGUUAAGUCAAUGUGAAGACACGUUGACGUGCGUAUGGAGGUCUCGCGGCACGAAUGACGCGAUUCCGCCUCAUUCGCGCGUCUAGUUUGCGCAAAUGGCGCGAAACGUGCGAAUGGUGCUGUUUGUGCAUUUUGCGUUUCACAUGAAUUUGCGUCUGACACCUGAGUUGAAACAUUUUUACUUUGGCGGAUUUUCGCGCCGCGUUAACCAAUCAGGAGCCUGCUUGUUGCUGUGGCGCUCAUUCAACAUGGAGGAACGCUUGAUAUUAUCCGUGAGCAGUCACCCAGAGCUGUACGACACAAGUUCUUAUUUCUAUAGAGACAGGAAUAAAAAGGACCUCGCUUGGAAGAGUGUCAGUGAGGACAUUGGGCAACCUGGUAAGUUGUAAAUACACAUUUCUCUUUUGAGUCACGUGACGUUUAUCGCCCUGCAUUGUUUAUUUUCCCCCUAUAGUAAGACUAUAGGUGACCAAAUACAAACCGGUAACUCUCUCGAUGAAUGCACGAUUAACAUCAGUCAUCCUGCAAACAGACAACCGUAUAGCACUUGCCCCUCCCACUAGAAGCAGAUUUUGCCUCUGACGUGCGUCAAAUGCUUGCUUUUUCCACGUGUCUACUUUGCUCUAGAUGCGCUAAUGCAUUCAAAAUGUUCAAGCGACAAACUAAACGUGGUAGAUGCGCCUCAAACGCGGCUGGUGUAAACCCACGGUAAUGGCUGCUCUGGUUUUAAUGAGAUUAAAAAAGAAGGAUGGAUGGAUUUGUUUCACUGUAGGGUGGUUGUGUUCACACAUUGCAAACACACAUUUAUGUCCAAACACCUUGUAAAUGUGAAUUGUGCAUAAUAUGGGCCCUUUAACUUCUUUUUAUAAUUCAUUUCAUGACCCCUUCGAUUUUCAACUUUAUUCUCAACAUUCUAAUUUUAAAUUAAUUAAUAUUGUUAUUUUCAUUACUGUAUCGAUCAUUUGAAAGAGAACUCAUUUGUUUAAAUGAUUUUGCCUGAUGGUUUUUGCUCCUAAAAUAAUUUUCAUUUACCUGUGACUUUCUAUGCAAAUUACAAUGAUUUAUAUUAUUGGGGUGAAAUUGGGGCAAGUUUCAAAGAGAAUAAUCCAUACAAAUAUUACAUCAACCUAAAAUAAGCUUCUAUUAGUUUUUGACAUUAAUCCAGACUAGAAAGAAAUUAGAUGUUCUUGAUUUAUUGUGGAUAAAGUCUAUACGUGUUGUCUUAGCAGUCAUAAACGAAUCAUCUCAAAUGUGCCAAUGACUACAUCUCUCAUAUGUAGAUACAUAUAUAAACUCAUAUGUAGAUCAGCUAUAAACUGUGUGCGUAGUAUUUUAGUAUAGUACUGUAACUCAAUGCAUUUUAAACAAAGAGCGAUGUAAUAAAAUACUGUACAAGAGAUUUUAAAGAGGACUAUCUUGAUUUAGUGAAGAAUGUUCACUGAUUUGAUUCUGAAGCACACUGACCAGCGUGAGGUCAUUAUAUGAAUUAUAUGACAUGCUUACAUAUCACACUUUUAACCAGAUUAAAACUUGGUUUAAGGAUAUGAGAUAAUAAUAUACUUGCACACGAUGUUUCAAUGAAAAUGAUGAACAGUUUUAUACACUUCAGUCUUUUUCUUUGAAGAUAUGCACAGGACUUCUAUGGGCCAGUGACUGAAUUAUUUUUCUAUGUAUUUAUGGAUCAUUUACUUUCUUUAUUACUGCAAUAUGUUUGUCAUUUGACAUAUUUCAUUGUAGUGGAUGUCUGGAUUCUGAUCGGAACAGUGUUUAUACUCUCAGUGGGAUUGGCUGUGAUUAGUUUACGAUGUUCUUGAUAUAUUUAUUUAUGAUUAAUAAUAAAGCAGUGUUACCAUGACAUUAAAAUGCAAGCAUGUUAAACAGUUAUCUUUGUCACUUAAGGAAUAAGGAGAUUGUUUGUCAUCUAUACAGAGUUUCAGGUGAAUAUUCAGUCAUAUCAUGCAGGUGUUUGAAUGUUUAGAGGAAUUCAGUUUUUAUAUCAUGAGAACAGAAAUUAUUCUUAUGAACUACGCAGUCAAAUGUUUUUCUUAUAAUAAACAGAUCCUGGGUGCUGAUUGGUCAACAGUGGACAUUUGUUAUUCAAUAUAAAGCACAGAUACACAGAGCUCCUCUUAUAGUAGCCAAAACAGAAUUUUCUGAAGAACGGAAGGCAUUUAAACAUUUCACCGUAAAAAAAUUUGUUCUUAAUAUUUGUUAUUUAGUGACCACGGCUCUAUAAAAGCAAUGAUAUGUGAAUAUGAAAAUCUGGUGUCCAGUAGCAUCAUUCAGUCCUGACUAUAAAGCACAGCCUCUCUUUACUGUGUUUAUACCUUAAAUGCUCCAUCUAAACACUUCCUGAUUGUUGACAUUAUGUCCUGCUGUGUAUUUGUAUCUCAUUCGCAUUGUGAGCCAUUGACUGCGAUUCAUUCUCAUGCAUUCAGCUUUAUCUUCUUUCUUUGAGUUUUUACAUGUCCUGUCUUUCUCUGUCAUCUUGAGUAGUGUUAUGUGUAGUCAAUCUGUAGUUGCAGUUCUGUAUUGCGUUGUGUGUUACUGGUUGGAGUAAUGCAUGCAGAUUAUUUCACUCAUUCAUGUGAAAGAUGAAGGGAUUAUGCUAUUUUUCUGUCAAUGAAAGCAAGACUUGUAAAGAUGCAUUUGAGCUGUAAUAAAUCUAUUAGGGGACCAAGUGGGAAAAUCAUUGUGUAUAGUAUCCUGGCUAGAUAAUAUCAUGUAUAAUAUUUCUAUGAGAGAUGUGUUUCUGAAACACUGUUGAAAUAGUAUCUCUUAUGUAUGUUUGUCACUUCACUGGCUGCUAUACAUCUCUAUUCAAAAGAAUGCAGAAAGAAAUGAAAGGAGUUUAGAUCAGGGUUAAGCAAGAAAAUGCUUUUAAUUUGUAAUAUUUUGUUUAUAAUGCAUCUCAAUGUCGAUGUACAGUCAAUGUAAAACUCCAGCUGUGAUGUUCAAAAACUCAAUAAAAUGAAUAUAUGAAAUACA